Molecule: messenger RNA, 1314 nt
Organism: Microthlaspi erraticum
Lineage: Eukaryota; Viridiplantae; Streptophyta; Magnoliopsida; Brassicales; Brassicaceae
Source: the annotation of a GenBank genome assembly
AUGAAGAAAGUGUAUAGGAAGCUGAUUUGGAUCAGACACUCAGGGUUUAGGGUAUUCAGAGAUAGAAAAUGGAUGUUCCCAUUCUUGGCGAGCUUGGUUUUGUCGGUGACUCUCUUCAUGUCUCUCAUCUAUGUCCAAUUCGAUACUUCUUAUGUUGAAGAUCAAGAACAACCAUUGCCGUUUGAUAACAUCUCAGAAGAAUCAAGUGAAUACUUUGUAGAAUCAGAUUUAAACUCAACGGCGAAUUCGAAUUCAAAUUCUUCAGAGGUUCCUAGAUUAGCUUAUCUGAUCUCAGGAACGAAAGGUGAUAGUCAUAGGAUGAUGAGGACAUUGCAAGCUGUGUAUCAUCCAAGAAACCAGUAUGUUCUCCAUUUAGAUCUCGAAGCUCCUCCCAAGGAAAGGCUUGAGCUUGCAAUGUCUGUCAAGAGUGAUCCUACUUUCCGUGAAGUAGAGAACGUUCGUGUCAUGUCUCAGUCUAAUCUUGUUACCUACAAAGGCCCUACAAUGAUUGCUUGCACGCUUCAGGCUGUGGCGAUUUUGCUUAGAGAGAGCUUGGAUUGGGAUUGGUUCAUCAACCUUAGUGCCUCUGAUUAUCCUCUCGUCACACAAGAUGAUUUGUUGUAUGUCUUCUCGAAUUUGUCUCGGAAUGUCAAUUUCAUUGAGCAUAUGAAGCUCACUGGGUGGAAACUGAACCAGAGAGCCAAAUCAAUCAUUGUUGAUCCUGGUUUAUACCUAUCCAAGAAAACCGAAAUUGCUUGGACUACUCAACACAGAUCAAUUCCCACUUCUUUCAAGCUGUUCACAGGCUCGGCGUGGGUGGUUCUGACUCGGUCUUUCCUUGAGUACUCAAUCUUGGGAUGGGAUAAUUUCCCAAGGACGAUCUUAAUGUACUAUGCAAACUUUGUGUCUUCUCCAGAAGGAUAUUUCCACACAGUCAUAUGCAACAAUGAAGAGUUUAAGAGCACUGCGAUAGGGCAUGACCUGCACUACAUUUCUUGGGACUAUCCUCCGAAGCAGCACCCGAACUCUCUGACGAUGAAGGAUUUCGACAAGAUGGUCAAAAGCAACGCUCCCUUUGCUAGAAAGUUCCACAAGAACGAUCCUGUGUUGGACAAGAUUGAUAAAGAGCUCUUGGGACGCACUCACCGGUUCUCUUUAGGGGCUUGGUGCGUUGGGAGUUUGGAAAACGGUGAUGAUCCUUGCUCUGUUCGGGGAGAUGACUCGGUUUUGAAACCAGGCCUUGGUGCUGAGAGGUUAAAGGAGCUUGUUCAGACACUUUUAUCUGAUGAAUUCAGAAGUAAACAAUGUUCUUGA